This is a messenger RNA of Naegleria gruberi, 1676 nucleotides long. RefSeq lists its product as uncharacterized. The transcript has 2 exons. Bases 595 to 1611 code for a protein of 338 amino acids. The record is from RefSeq and is a predicted model, not a curated record. Lineage: Eukaryota; Heterolobosea; Eutetramitea; Acrasida; Naegleriidae.
GUCCCAUUCUGUGUUUCCCGUUUUUAUCUCGCACAUUUUUUCAAAAGGCUUCUGUGUCAGCAAUUUGCUCUCUCAUCGAAGUAGGCAACCACCACCACAGCAACAACAGUAGCACUAAUUUAGAGCACAUCAAUUUCUCUAAAUCAACAAGAAUAACAACAGCUAAUUGCAGCUCAACUAGUCAGUGGACAGUAACACCAUAUUGCAACAGCUGUGUUUAUAUUACCAAGGCUGUAAUUUAAUAGAGAGUGAGCUCAAAAUUGUUCCGAGAGCUCGAUAUCAAUACUUUUUAUUGGCCAACCACACAGAAAACAUUACUAGUAGUACUAGACAUACACUCAUUGAGAUUACCAUACUAUUAGUAUCCAUCUAUUACACAUAAUAUUGGGUAUUAUAGGACUUGCAUUUCCUUCAUCACUCUUCUACAUCCAGUUAUUAGGAUCCUUCAAAUUAUUGAACAAGCCUUCUUUACACAAAGGCAUAGCCAAUCCAAUACCAACACCAUAACCAUCCAAUACCACCAAUACCAAUACCAAUACCACCACCACUACUCACACAAUCAAUUGAUAUUAUUACCAUCUAAAAUAUAUUCAAAUGUCUCGCUCAGUUGAACAAUCAUUAGUGAAAUCAGAGGAUAUUCCUGAAGAAAGCACCAACACAAGUACCAGUAGUAGUAAUACUGAACAACAAUUAUCACCACCACUGCUGGGUGAAGAUGGUUCCUAUUCCACCAUGAAAGAUGAAGACAAUACUUCACUCACAGAAGACAAUUCCCAGGAGGAAGAUUAUGAUGAUGAAGACGAUGAUGAUGAAAAUGGUUCAAAAAGAGGUAAAAAGAAGAGAAAAUCACACUCUGAGACCAAACACAGAAAAACCUUCAUGUCCAUAGACGUUCAUGCUAUGAGGUCGUGUCUUCAUCUUAACCAAAAGGAUGCAGCAAAGAAACUAAAUGUUUCACUCAGUACACUCAAGAGAAGAUUUUAUGAAAUGAGACAUGAGCUCGGUUGUGAUAAGUGGCCAUAUCCACCUCACAGUAAAGGUUCUACACCUAUUCCAAGUAGUUCUUCUUCUGGUAGUAAGAGAAAGUCAGCAUCAACUUCUUCUUCUGAAGAUGAAGAAUCCAGUGAUGAACAAACUAUGGAUUCUAAACCAUACAAGACAAGAAGACAAUCUGUCACAUCAACCAAACGUCGUAAUUCCAUUCACAAUGAAGAUAGUACAUCGAAUAUGACAACAGAAAAUCAUAGCAAAUCAGCAACAAACCAUCUCACAAUAGAACGAGGAAGCAAAAAGCUCAAAACAGCACAUACAGGUUUUCUUUCUUCUGUUCCAGAUUACAAACAAUCUAAUCAUCAAAAUGACAAUUCUGAUUUUGUUUUUUAUAAAGACAUGUAUGAAGAACAAUCCUCUGAAGAUGAUAAUUCAAGUACUGAAAUGGGUUCAGAUGAAGAAUACAAAAAUCGAGAUUUGAAAAAGAAGUCAAAAUGUGAUCUGUCAGAGAUUAGCAAAAAAGCACAAUCAAUUGAAAAUCCUCGCGAGAAGGAAAUUUAUGGAGCUGCUGUCUUGUUGAUUGCACUUAAGCAAGAACAAAUUAUUCCAAACCUUGAUUAACCACCCUGUAAAUUCCCUUACUUUUGCGAAAAUAUUGUAAAUAAAAAAGAGAAACACACUUUUUG